AUGCCACGCAGAUCAGGCAGAACAGCUGAAAGGCCGUGGCCAGUCGAGAAUGGACUUGUCUUGGCCGUGAAAAAAGACUGGCCAAAGAUCAAAGGCAGAGUCAAGGCCAUUCUUGACUCUUACGAAUCAACAAAAAAUGGGUACUGCAGUGUCCAGCUAUCAGUCCUCGUGUCGAAAAAACCGCUUCGCAGGUCCUACCGAGAUUACCUUGACACAACUUGUGAUCACCUGACAUCGCAUAUGUUGGCAUGGGGUUGCUGGGAAUUUGCACCCUAUGAUGGCUUCGAGACCACGUCCGAUAGCAUCAUCGUUCAGGAUUACGAGCAACAGCCCAGGGAAGCAUCACCGGCUCCAACACGGUUUGCGCUUGACUGA
Molecule: messenger RNA, 375 nt
Organism: Ustilaginoidea virens
Lineage: Eukaryota; Fungi; Ascomycota; Sordariomycetes; Hypocreales; Clavicipitaceae
Exons: 2
Coding region: 1-375 (124 amino acids)
Source: RefSeq, a predicted model, not a curated record